Molecule: messenger RNA, 1611 nt
Organism: Aspergillus pseudoviridinutans
Lineage: Eukaryota; Fungi; Ascomycota; Eurotiomycetes; Eurotiales; Aspergillaceae
Product: putative general amidase
Exons: 3
Coding region: 1-1611 (536 amino acids)
Source: RefSeq, a predicted model, not a curated record
AUGACCAUCGUCGACUGGCAACAGAAAGCUCAGCUUAAGCAGUCUGAGGCUGCUAGCAAGAUCCCUCCAGAAUGGAGACUCUCUUCAGAUAUCGUGAAUGCCGUUUCCAACGAGCCUAAUGUUCUUGGUAUUCCCAAGAAGUGCGGUAUUCUUUCUGCUCGCGAGCUGGACAUCACCGAAAACUACGACGCCACUGAUCUCCUGCAGAAAUUAGCGUCAAAAGAGCUCAGUGCCCUGGAAGUUACAACAGCCUUUUGCAAGCGUGCUGCUAUUGCCCAGCAGCUUACCUUCUGCCUGACCGAGACCUUCUUCGACCAAGCACUCACCCGAGCCCGGCAACUGGAUGACCAUCUGGCGUCUACAGGAAAGACCGUUGGACCCCUUCACGGCCUUCCGAUCAGUCUGAAGGAGAGCUUCAACGUUGCUGGCGUGCCAAGCUCUCUCGGGUUUGUAUCCUACCUGGACCAUCCGGCCCCAACCACAAACUCGGCGUUGGUCGAUCUCCUCCUCGCCGCCGGUGCUGUUCUCUAUGUCAAGACCAAUAUCCCGCAGACAAUGAUGACGGCAGACUCGCAUAACAACGUGUUUGGCCGUGUCCUCAAUCCACACCGCCGCAAUCUCACGGCGGGGGGAAGCACAGGCGGGGAGGGUGCUCUCAUUGCCCUCCGCGGCUCGGUGCUAGGUAUCGGCACCGACAUUGCAGGAUCCAUCCGCAUCCCGGCGCUGUGCUGCGGGACAACUGGCUUCAAGCCAUCUGUUGGCCGGGUGCCAUCCGCGGGCCAAAAACCUGUCGGUCGAGCCGGGAUGGUAGGAAUUGCGGCCGUGGCAGGGCCUUUGUGCCGUUCCCUCAGAGACGCCGAACUGCUCCUCCGGACUGUGUUCAACUCGCACCCUGAGGACCUCGACGACGGCGUCGUAGGCUUUCCGUGGUGUGAUGCGCCCGCAAAGGAUGUGCUCACCAUCGGCGUCAUGGCAGAGGACCCCAAGUACCCGCUUCAUCCGCCCAUGCAGCGUACUCUGACUCUCGCCGCGAAGAAACUCGCUGCGGCCGGUCAUCGUAUUAUCGAUCUGACCGGAAAGUUGCCCAGCAUCUCUGAUGCCUGUGAACUUUCUUUCCGAUACUUCAACAUGGAUCCCGACCGGACGGCUUUGAAGAAGAUCUCCGAUAGCGGCGAGCCUCCCAUCCCCUCCCUGGGCGUCACAUAUAAUCCCGAUGAGCCUGCACCGGAGCCGACGCUGCGAGAGCUGUACGAUAUGAACGUGACACGGGGCGACGUGAUGGCGGAGGUGCGAAAGAUGUUCCUCGAGAAUCAGCUGGAUGUUAUCAUCAGUCCGGGGUUCCAGAGCUGUGCGGUUCCUCACGAUGAAUAUGGGAAGCCACCAUAUACUGUCUUCAGCAACUUGCUCGAUUAUCCAUCUUGCGUUCUUCCCUUUGGCAAGGCGGAGGAGGCUGCCGACGCCGAGUUUGUAAGAGAUGUCCAGUACAUCCCAGCGUACAAGCCUAAAGAAGUCGAAGGUGCACCAUGCCACGUGCAGAUCAUGGGCAGAAAGCUGAAGGAUGAGGCCCUGAUGCAGCACGCCAAGGUGAUUGAAAGUUUAUUAUCGAAGUAG